This is a messenger RNA of Megalops cyprinoides (Indo-Pacific tarpon), 2709 nucleotides long. RefSeq names its product OTU deubiquitinase with linear linkage specificity b (gene otulinb). The record is from RefSeq and is a predicted model, not a curated record. Gene Ontology annotation, cellular component: cytoplasm. The coding region runs from base 735 to 2417 and encodes 560 amino acids. Gene Ontology annotation, molecular function: cysteine-type deubiquitinase activity. The transcript is spliced from 10 exons. NCBI's taxonomy places the organism in Eukaryota, Metazoa, Chordata, Actinopteri, Elopiformes, Megalopidae. Gene Ontology annotation, biological process: protein linear deubiquitination.
GGGAGUCCGGUAUCGCUGGCAGCUGUUUAUUUUAGUGCUAAACUAGUCCGGGGUCAUGUUGCAUGGAGAGAGGGGUGAAUAGUUUGUGCGCAUACACCGAAGCGCAUGGAUUGGGAACUGGAACCUGACGGUAGACGACACCAGUCAUGUGUUCUACAUGAGACGCCCGGCGAUACGUACGAUACGCCUUCUCGUCUGAAACGUACGCAUUUGGGGUAGUUCUCGAUUGUUUACAAAAAUCAGAAACGUGUGUUACGCAUUGCUUUUGCAUGUGGUCCGUUCUUCAGCGUCCGUUACAUAGAGUGAGAGGGUGUCAUCAUGGAAAGUGAAACCAAACGCACACCAAACUUCCUGGUGACCUGUGCGGUAUUUUCUCUUCUUUUGAAAACAAGCACAUCAAAGCCAGUCUAAGGUGGCAUAUGACGAUUUGUUUUAACCGCUGCUGCUUGCCAAUUCUUCCGAAAAUUUGAGCGUUACCUAACGAGUCAUUCCGUUAAUUUCAAGAGAAUUAUUUCUGCGUCGCAAUAACACAUACGCGUGCAACCAGAUGCCCAACCCGGCUGCCUUUCAGCCUUCAGGUCUGUGGAAGCUCUCACCAUGAGUCACAAGGAAAGGCCCUGGACAUGACUGGGUGCCCGCUGUUCCUGCUUUGUGUGCCAUAGGCCUCUAUCUCUGUGUUUAACAAGGCACAGAGAAGGCAAAAAAAAAAAAAAAAAAACCUACGGCGAUCACAAAUGGGGAACUGUUGCGUUUCGACCCCCCAAAUGGACUCGGUGAAUGAAAGAAAAACGUUGCUGUGUGGCUCUAAACCUGGCGCCAGCGCCCCGGGUGAAAGAAGUGAUGCCGGCUCCCGGUUGAAGGUUGUCAGGAACCAGGUUGUCCCUCUGGAGCAGCGGGCUGAGCAGGCUGGCACCGGUUUAAAAGAAACACACAGAAAAAGUGCGCGGGGAAACGCUCCGGAGAAUGCCAACGGGAGCUCCGCGAUGUUUCCGGACGGAAAGCCAGGCGGACAGGAACGCAACGGCGGGAAGGGAGCGUCGGACUGCCCCAAGCCGGGGAGAGCGAGGCGCGAAACGCCGGCGGUGAGCCACAGCACCGCCCCCGCCUGCCAAGCCAAGAAGGCCAAGAAGGACAAGGAACCUGCCACCAGCAAGAGUGUCUCCACUGAGGGCCGGGGAGCAGAGAACCGAGCCUCGAAGGAGGCGACAGCCCCGGGCGACACCGCCCCGAAGGAGGGAGAGAGGGAGCGGGGCGGCGAGAGGGAUGUGAGGGAGGCCAAGGAGGUGGGCGCCGCGGAGACGGAGGCCGGCGACGAGGGCGAGAAGAUGGAGCUGGGCAGCCCGCACCCGGACCAGGGAGAAACCCAGCGGGAGCCCGCCAAUCAGGGAGCUCCUCAGCCUAUGGACGUGAAAGGGGAGCCAAUGAGAGGAGGGGGCGGUCCCGCGGAAGUGGAGGAGAUGAACAGCGAUGAAGAUCUGUACAGAGGGGCGGAGGAGAUCGAGAUGGAGCGGGGCAAAAAGGGACAGGCGCCAUCGCUGACCCAGAACACCUUGACAGAGGUUCAGGACCGGAGCAGCGUGGCAGUAGUGGUCGACCUUCUGUCCUACAGUCAGAGGGAGUGGAGGGGUCACACGGCCAAGAGCGCCCUCAUCAGGAAGGGCUAUGAGGCAGUGUCGCAGAGUUUUGAGGGUCUGCGAAGAGUGCGGGGGGACAAUUACUGCGCCCUGAGGGCCACCCUGUUCCAGAUCCUCGCCCAGAGCACUCAGCUUCCCCUCUGGCUCGAGGAUGACAUCACUCUGUGGCCAGAGAAGCUGUUGUCACAGAAGGAUCUGAUUGGACAGUGGCGGUUUCCCUUGAGGCAGAGGGAGGAGCACACAGCGGAAAGCGCCGUGGAGCAGCUGAAACACUAUAUGAUACUCCUGAAGACUAAGUGGCACGCGGCAGCCUCUGCCAGCGGUGCGGAGGAGAGGCAGCGGGUGUGCGCGCAGGUCUUCCAGGGCGAGGAUGAGGAGUACGCGCUCCUGGAAGCCCUGAAGUUCCUGAUGCUGCGCACGGCCACCGAGCUGCACCAGCGCAUGCAGCGCGGCGCCGACGUGCCCGUCUUCUGCUGGCUGCUGUUCGCCCGCGACUCCUCCCCCUGCCCCCGCGCCUUCCUCACCAACCACCUCAACCACGUGGGCUCCAGCGGCGGAUUGGAGCAGGUGGAGAUGUUCCUCCUGGGGUACGCCCUGCAGCAGACCAUCAAAGUGUACCGGCUCUACAAAGCAGAUACGGAGGAGUUCAUCACCUACUACCCUGAUGACCACAAGGAGGACUGGCCCUGCGUGUGUCUGGUCACCGAGGACGACCGGCACUAUAACGUUCCCGUAGCUAAGAGGGACAGACUUCAAGUCCCAGAGGCCACCACACUGGGCUGAUCUCCGCUGAUGUGGAUAGUCAUGAAUUGCAAGGUGGCAGAUCCCUCCCAGAGACCCGACAGGUUGAACUCCAGAAUAAAUAAAUGGAUAUUUACCUCUAAAAUGGAGAGGUUAUUGAUCACUGAAGAUCUCUAGGCACUGAUAACAAUGGAUUGCAGCAAAAAGAAGACAACACCCUGAGAAUGCUGUACUUUAUGUGACAAGGAAUGUUAAUUACUAAGUUUAUUUAGUAUUUUUGUGGUAUGUAGACUGGAAUUCCUGCGUUGAACACCACACCAGAUUAGUUGCAGAG